This is a messenger RNA of Talaromyces atroroseus, 630 nucleotides long. RefSeq lists its product as hypothetical. The record is from RefSeq and is a predicted model, not a curated record. Bases 1 to 630 code for a protein of 209 amino acids. NCBI's taxonomy places the organism in Eukaryota, Fungi, Ascomycota, Eurotiomycetes, Eurotiales, Trichocomaceae. The transcript has a single exon.
AUGCCUACCAGUUUUCUCGCCUUUCCGGGUGAAAUUCGGUGGAAGAUCUACAAGCACCUCUUGGUGCUCGACGUACCCAUUGAGCCCUAUGUGUGCAGGUCUCUUAGGCUACGACGCAGGCUGAGGAUUCUCCGCACGAACAAGAAGGUCUACCGCGAAGCCAGCAAGCUGUUCUAUUCCCGGAACCGCUUCGCCUUUGUCAACUGCGCUCCUGACUGGAUCAGCCUAUUUCUGAAACAAAUCGGCUGCACAAACGCAAGCUAUAUCCAAGACAUCUGUUUGCCUACCCUUCAUAUUAGCUACGAUAAGAAGCGAAACGUCGCUCUUGCAGACGACGAGGAUCGUGCGCUCAGAUACAUUCGAAGCUACUGCACCGACUUGAGGACAAUUAGAACGGCCCUUUACAGCAUGGAUUACAUGUAUCAUAAGUCUAGGGAAGUGGGGGGUUUCAAUGCAAUGCUGGAGAUUUUAUCUGCUCGCUUCAGAGGGAUUAAACCCCUUCGAAAGAUCGUUGGCGAGGUUCACCGGAACAACCCUUUCUUCAAGGAUAUGACGCGCGUCAUGAGGCACCACGGAUGGAAAGUCAAGCUAUUGGCGCAAUCCCAGUACCGGGGCACUACGUUUGAGUAG